AUGGGCGGUGCUGAAAAGAAGUGUCAACAUGUCCCAAUGCCGUUUGAGACUGUAAUACUGAAACAACAAUUACGAGGCGAGGAAAAUUUAUUUAGUUUAUCAGGAUUGAACACAAGCGACAAGAUGUAUUCAAGGAAUCUCGUUCUCGGCGGUCAGAAGCCUCGUGAUGGGAUGGAGGAGAGUCUCGUUCCCAAAGAAAAACCGGCGGCAAAAAAAGCUGUUGACAUGGUGACGGUGUUUGUACCGGAAGCUGUGGCAGAGAACCAAGUCUACUGCAAAUCCGUAACGUCAAUCUUAUCGAAACAAGAUUACCAGAACUACCUCCCAGUAUAUAGACCACUUACCGAACCGUUGACACUGGAAGCGCGACCUGCACGUCCAUGUUACGUCACGAUCCUUUAUCUAUUUUUGGGGAUUCUGUUCUUUCUGUUGCUGGCGGGAAUAACAACCUGUAUAUACCUGGCGAUCACACAAGAUUAAUUCUUAACCAUGAAGACCGGAUUGUCUCUCUUUUUUUAAUCCUCCGCUAGGUUUUGUCCUGGAAAAUACAACGAGCAAAGCAUAGUGGAGACUGUACAAAGGGAGAUAAUCGUGUUAACUGUUAUCCUGUGCACAGAAAGACACACCUGAUAGGUAUUGUAAUAAUCCCGAAAGGUGUAGAAAGAAAGAAAAAUCAUUUUGGAACAGGUUGUCAACGAGAAAUACAUGGGCAUCUAUAGAUUGGUACGAACAGUCCAUGAUUCAAUAGAUGUAGGAACAACUUAGGAGUUGUUUCGUAUGAAAUCAUGCAGAGAAAAAUUUUAAUCAGUUUGCUGCUGUUAGAAGAAGAAUCUAGUGCUGUUCCGAAAGAAUAAUACAGUGAUGUUCAGAAAGAAUGAUGAAUGGUUGCCCAGAAUCCAUUUCUUCGAGUGAAUUAAUAAUGUGUUGAUGAAAGUGCCAAAAUUGUACCUCUCCAGCAUAAAAUUUCUGUCUUGUGUUCAGCACAUCGUGUGAGAUUUGUACAUAGGCAUGCGAGAAUGAAAUUAGACAAUGUCCCAUUGGUGCUGACUAUUUUCGGGACAAAUUGUCAUCUGUAGGAUGGAGAUGUUUGUUAGAGGAUGUAUCUGUUUGAAGAAUGACUUUCAUUAUCAUUUAUCAACCUAUGUGGAAAAAAGACCAGUAUUAUGUGAAAGAGGAUUUUGUUAUCGCAAAAUUGGCGAUAAAAAUACUGUGAUAUUCAAAAUUAUGACUUAGGUCACUCGAAUUAAAGGGCGACAAUCAGUAAUAACAAAAGUCCCUAAUUGAACUGUAUUGUAUUGUAUUGUUUUUCCUUGAAUUUUUAUAAUUAGAUUUUUUAUUGAUCAAAUUUUGUAGAUGAUGUAUAAAUCAAAGUUGAUAUCCAAACGGAACUUUAAUUAAUAUUGAUACAACGGCGAACACAUUCCAUCAUUGUAAUUAUUUUAAAAUCUAAUCAUUAAUUUCAUUUAAAGAUAUUAUCUAGGUUACUAUAUAGAUAUUACCCAUAUCAUCAUACUGUCUUAUGAGCGUGUUUGUUUUCUUUCUUUUUUGGACAUCAGUGUCCAAAAUAUCCUUGCUCUUAUUUCUAUCUCUCAAUUAUAUUUUUACAGUAGGUUUGUCUCGAUACUAAAGCUUAGGGAUGACAAAGCUUGACUCAUUUUAAUGUUUUAUCUAAGACGAUUCAAGCGUCUCAUGGAUCAUGAGUCAUGGUGCUGUGAUGUCAUACAGAAAUUAGAAUAUCGAUCCGACACUGAAGGAUUCGGCGAUGAAGUAGACAUCCUUGAAGCUUCAACCAAUUACAAUAACAAGCUUUUUAUUUAUUUAAAUUGUCUGGAAUCAAAAGUUAUUCAAUUGUUUUCGUGAGUAGUGUUGUUAUGUAAUUUCGUGGUACUUGUGUUGCAAAUCGUGAUUUUCACAAAAAAGGAAAAUUAGGAUGAAAGGCCAUUUUACUUUUUAUCAACUAAACUACGAAAUGAAGUAGUUGUCAUUAGUCAUAGUUUGUAAAUUAGUUUUGCUUACUAUUUUUUCAUUUAUUUCAUAAACAUGCAUUGAAUUUUUAAACUUAAAUGUAAGUGUGUAAUCUGGUUCGAGAGGUUGUCAGCCUUAGUUUGAAACAGAAGAGUAGUUGUACUACACUAAGGCCAGGGAUAUCGGUCAGUGUUAUUUUGCUGAUUGCAAAAUCCAGAUUAAGGUUUCAUAUCAAGCAAAGAUGAAACUAUGUCAGUAUCCUACUAUUAUCGCUUUUAGAAUCUUCACCAAAUCAUGGACGCGAUUUCUAUGUUUGUAAUGUUGUCUUUUUUAUACGUAUAUUUUGAACAAUAAAACAAAAGUA
Messenger RNA from Ylistrum balloti, 2329 nucleotides. RefSeq lists its product as uncharacterized. Bases 1 to 480 code for a protein of 159 amino acids. The record is from RefSeq and is a predicted model, not a curated record. The transcript has 4 exons. Lineage: Eukaryota; Metazoa; Mollusca; Bivalvia; Pectinida; Pectinidae.